AUGGAGACGCCACCAAGCAUCCGUCGGCAAUACGCUUCGCCUCCACGCGAAUUAGCUGAUCAGCGACGACGUCGACUCACUAAUAGACGAGCUGCUAAAUACCGCUACUUUCGCUCUCUAAAUAAAGCAUCCGACCCCAUAGCAAAGCUUCAGCGCGAGCGAAAUACACAACGGCAGCGUGAACGUCGUUCGCUCUUAGACGACGAGGCCCGUGAACGCUUACGUGCCCAAAAUCGGCGGCGGCAGCAGUUAUGGCGCCACAAACUUAGCGACAGAGAUAGGGCAGAAACUCGUCAAAAACAGUGUGAACGUCAACGCAAGCGUCGAAGGACGCUAGACAAUGGCGCACGCGAGGUUAUGCGGGAGCGCGCAAGGCUACGUAUUCGAUGCCGACGGAGGGAAGCUGAGCAACAGCAUCAACAACAACAAAUCUUAAAGCCGUUGUUGCAGCCUUCAGUUAUUGAAAAAGAUCGUCUGCCAGAGCUACCAACAUUGCGACAGCAUCAAGAGCAGCAGAGGCAGAGAGAAAUGCAAAGCAAAUUACCAUUUGGCGAUAUUUUUAUUUUUCAAGUGACUUUGCCUCCGCCUCCUAUUGAGAGAUCGAGGAAUUUUCAACAUGAACGGAUUCCGUCGUUGCCUCAUUUGCAGCAAGUGACAAGACCGGCAGCGUCAUCAUUGCUACAUGCACUUUCGCCACCGGCGCUUUUUUCAAUCCCUGGUCCAAUGUCAACGACAAGCGGAUUAAAGGGAAGUGCGACCACAAAUUUGCCUACUGUUGCUUGUGCCGUCGUAGCAGCUGCUACCAGACCGCCUCAUCCCACGCCGAUAGUGCCGUCCGUCAGCUUGCCACUACCAACUAGACCGCUCGCGGGAUUGCCAUUGGGCCAACAGCAACAACAACCACCGCGUACACCAAUCGUAUUACCACCAGCUCAUCGUUCGCUCCCACCGUUGCCCGACUUUCUUAGUAGCCGCGAGGUUUUUAACCCGGUCACUGCUGCUGUUUCUACGCGAGUGGCAAGACCUUGUGGAACCAGUAGAACAUUGUUUCCCUCCACCGAAAUUCCUGCUUCGCAUACUGAUACACAAGACUGGGACUUUUUAUUCCAACGAUGA
Plasmopara halstedii is the source of this 1116-nucleotide messenger RNA. RefSeq lists its product as uncharacterized. The transcript has a single exon. NCBI's taxonomy places the organism in Eukaryota, Oomycota, Peronosporomycetes, Peronosporales, Peronosporaceae. The coding region runs from base 1 to 1116 and encodes 371 amino acids. The record is from RefSeq and is a predicted model, not a curated record.